AUGCAACAGCGACAGCAGAAGCUUUCCUCGCUGCAGUUUAAAUCUUACUUUCCUGACUGGAUAAUUGUCGCUAUUCUACGCACAAUUCACAAUCAAUUUGGCAAACAUUGGAUCCCAUUUCAACGACUUUUUCAUAUCAAUGAUCUCAGCAUUUCACAUCCAUACGCAUCGACCCAGAGGGUUGGCCGCUUCCAGUUGUACCUAUAUUCGACAUACAUUCCAUGUGUUAUAAUUAUUUUUUUGUCCAUCUCAAGGGGAAGUUCCGUACACUCAAGACUCCGCUUAUCUCAGGUGUCACUACUCGGCUUAUUAUUCAGUGUGUCCGCAGUAUCGGUACUCACGGAUAUACUUAAAUGCUGGAUAGGUAACCCCCGUCCUGACUUUAUCGCUCGUUGUGGUCCAGCUUUGGAAACACCUGUGGAUACUCUAGUUGGGUUGAGUGUAUGCACCUCUCCAUUGGGGAACAAGCAUUUGUACGACGGAUUAAGAUCUACACCACUGGGCCACUCAUCGAUGGCAUUUGCCGGGCUCCUAUUCUUGUCAUUAUGGAUAUUCAACCAGUAUGGUAUUUUAGCUAGAGUGAAGUAUCGUGCUGGGUUAAUUAUUGUUAGUUGUUUGCCUGUUUUGGUGGCUUCAUAUAUUGCCAUCAGCAGAACACAGGAUUACCGUCAUCAUUUCUUUGAUGUGAUAUUUGGGAGCUCAUUGGGGAUUGUGUUUGCCUGGUUUUCGCAUUGGAAGUAUUUUGGGAACUAUUCGGAAGUGGGUGAAUCAUAG
Molecule: messenger RNA, 774 nt
Organism: Lodderomyces orthopsilosis Co 90-125
Lineage: Eukaryota; Fungi; Ascomycota; Pichiomycetes; Serinales; Debaryomycetaceae
Product: phosphatase PAP2 family protein
Exons: 1
Coding region: 1-774 (257 amino acids)
Biological process (GO): phospholipid metabolic process
Molecular function (GO): phosphatidate phosphatase activity
Source: RefSeq, a predicted model, not a curated record